This is a messenger RNA of Eruca vesicaria subsp. sativa (arugula), 1587 nucleotides long. The record is from the annotation of a GenBank genome assembly. NCBI's taxonomy places the organism in Eukaryota, Viridiplantae, Streptophyta, Magnoliopsida, Brassicales, Brassicaceae.
AUGGUCGAAACUACUGUCAUAUCUGAAAGUCAGCGGUCACCGGGUCAGCCCAUUUAUCUUGUUGGAGAAUCUCUCGGUGCCUGCAUCGCUUUUUCCGUUGCUGCCUGCAAUCCUCAUAUUGAUCUUGUCUUGAUUCUUUCUAAUCCAGCUACAUCAUUUGGAAACUCUUCGCUGCAACAUCUUGCUCCCCUCCUCAAAUUCUUGCCAGACCAACUUGCUAUUGCAUUUCCUUCUGUCUUAAGCUUGAUUCCAGGUGGCCCUUUAAAAAGAAUGCUUGCUCACUGGGUCAGGGGGCUUCCGGAGAACGAAACAGCUGCAAACAUUUAUCAAGAUUUGGUGACAGCAUCGACAUUCACAUCUUUCCUAGCUGAUACAUUUGGGAGAGAAUCACUUUUGUGGAAGCUCAAGUUGCUUGAUUCCGCUGCUCUUUUUGCCAAUGCACAUCUUCAUCUAGUACAAGCUCAGACUCUAAUUCUAUCCAGCGGAAAUGACCAUAUAUUACCCAGUAGAUAUGAAGGCAAACGACUUCGCAAAAAGCUGCCUAAAUGUGAAGUCCGUUCAUUCAAAGACAACGGUCAUUGCCUUUUUCUGGAGGACGGCAUUGAUCUGGUCAGUAUCAUUAAGGCCACUUCUUUUUACCGGCGUGGGUGUCAUCAAGAUUACAUCUCCGACUUCAUCCCACCAACCUUGUCUGAAUUUAACAAAUGUUAUGGCGUCAACAGGCUCCUUGAGGUGGUGAUGGGUCCUGUGUUUCUGUCGACCACAGUAGAUGGGAAAGUGGUGAGGGGGCUUGGGGGAAUACCAUCAGAAGGACCUGUACUACUAGUGGGUAAUCAUAUGCUACUGGCGAGUGACAAAAUAUCACUCCCAGGUCAAUUUGUUCACGAGAGGAACAUCAAUUUGCGGCCUCUAGUGCAUCCGAUGAUGUUUACAAGAAUGAGGGAUGGAUUGUUACCUGAUGUCUCUGUUUACGACACACUCAGAAUGAUGGGGUCGGUGCCCAUCUCAGCCACUCACCUCCAUAAUCUCUUGUCUGCAAAAUCCCAUAUUCUGUUGUUUCCAGGAGGCAUCCGCGAAGCUCUACACCGCAAGGGAGAAGAAUACAAGCUGAUGUGGCCAGAGAAACCGGAGUUUGUGAGAGCGGCAGCCAAAUUUGGAGCCAAAAUAGUUCCAUUUUGUGGGGUUGGAGAAGAUGAUUUCUUAAAAGUAGUUGUGGACUACAAUGACCAGAUAAAGGUUCCGAUUGUUAGAGAAGUGCUAAAAAGAGUGACAGCGGAAGGCCCGGGGGUGAGGGGAAGCGUAGAAGGAGAAGAGGGUAACCAAGAUUUCCACAUGCCAGGAGUGAUACCCAAGUGUCCUGGGAGAUACUAUUACUACUUUGGGAAGGAGAUUGAGACGGGAGAGGAAGAAUUAAGGGACAGAGAGAAGACAAAGGAAGUGUACGCCAAAGUGAAGGAGGAGAUUGAGAGAUGCAUAGAGUUUGUGAAGCAGAGAAGGGAGGAAGAUCCUUACAGACCUCUCUUGCCUCGUCUCCACUAUCACCUGCAGCACGGUCUCCUCACCCAAGUCCCCACUUUUCCCUUUUGA